AUGAACAACUCCAGUUCCCACGAAGCCUUCAUCUCCUCCUUCCUCACUCACCAGCGUGCCCCGACGAUCCACGAGUUUCGCCGCUCAUUUCCGAUGCACCGAAACAGAGUGGCGCACCCGUUCUCCACCGCCCCGACGACCUGCAUCGUCUCCUGCGGUGAGCGCGAAUGGUGGGGCAACUGCGCCUGGUGCUCGCUCGGGGUAAUACAGCUGGCCGGCGGCACGGCCUCGCUCACCACCCGCCUGGGCAUUAUCGGCGACGAGAUCUCCAUCGCCGUGAAGGACGGGGAGCUGGUCGACAAGGACUACGUCAUCCACUUCCCCAUCCCCAUGGCCAACGCCUGGGGCAACGUCAUCUUCACCUGCUCCGUUAUGCUGGUCUUCCGCAACGAGGCUGAGGUCGACGCCUGGUGCGCCACGCGCGGCAUCCCCAAGGGCGACGUCCGGCCCAUCGACCAGAUCUGGACGUUUGCCAGGGAGUGGCACAGCCUUCAUGCCGAUGCGGACUGGACGAAGUGGUCGCUCCGCGAUGCGGUUGAGAUCUUCCGUCGCCAUAAUCUGACCGGGCCGGUUUGGGCCAUCGGGGGCGAUGCGGAGCGCUUUUGAGGGUGGUAUGCUUGAUGAGUACGUUCUGCUGCGUGUUGAGCGAGAGUGUGGCUUGUCAAAGAUGAAUUAUGCGUCUAGUUCUUAAGUAUUUGUAAGGAAGUGUCGUUGACGCUUACUGAUACCGUGCGACUUGGGAAUGUAUCCAGAGCAGCCUAGUUCUAUUCACAAUAUUUACGCAAUGGGGG
Molecule: messenger RNA, 791 nt
Organism: Aspergillus uvarum CBS 121591
Lineage: Eukaryota; Fungi; Ascomycota; Eurotiomycetes; Eurotiales; Aspergillaceae
Product: alkylmercury lyase family protein
Exons: 2
Coding region: 1-606 (201 amino acids)
Molecular function (GO): alkylmercury lyase activity
Source: RefSeq, a predicted model, not a curated record